AAGCGAGAAAAAUAAAAAUGGCUUCGAUACAUAAAAGCAGUAAAUCUCGUCAAAAAUAAUUUUCUUUAUAUGUCAAUUUCAAAUCAGUUUUCGUGAAUAAAUCUUCAACAAGUGAUUAAAACAUAUUGCAAAGAUUAGUUUCGAAAUAUUUUCCGAGCGAUAUUAUUGGUUUUUGUUUGUUUUGAAGUAAUCUAAAUAUCGUGUGCUCUAGCCGUCUGUCCUACAAAGAAAGGCACGUAAAGGUACUGUGGCACUGUGAACACCAAUGUGAAAGGAAAUUGGUGAAAAAAUUUUGUCAUAUUUUAGGCAACUGUUGGCUUUUUAUUGCAAAAAUGGGUGCAUUCUGGCGAAAACUUGUGUCGUAAAUUCAGUAAUAAAGUGUUUAAUUGUAAAAGGAAGCAUUUUCAUGUAGAAUUGUAAAAUUUCAUUGUAUUUGGUCGAGCCCAUUGAUUGGGUGGCUGGAGAGGAAAAAGUGGUAGCAUUUUUAGAAGAGACGUAAAUCUUAUUGGGGGAGCAGAUGAAAGUCGCGCCGAAAGGGAACUGCAUGAUAUUACAACAAAAACAUCUGACGUUUUGUGUUGUCUACUACUGACAGCCAAGGUGAAAAUAUAAACAAUUCAAACGUGGUGAAUUUAACUAUGUAUAUCAUGCGCCCCUUGCAUAAAUAAAAGGGGAAAAACAACUCACGCUUCAUUGAAAUUGAAAAGAAAAUAUGUGGAAAUAUAUGGAAAUGUUUUAUAAAAUAAUGGAAUCGAUCAGACACAUUACCAAUAAAACAAUAAAAACAUAUAAAACAAACUCACCAUUGUGAUUUGCCUUCAAAAAAUUCGCAAACCCAAAUUGUGCAAAAUAUAACUUUAUAUAUAUAUACAUAUACAAGAAGUCAAAUGAAAACAAAAGUAAGAAUCAUCGAUUGUAAUAAUCAUAGAAUUAACUAAGCAAUACUUUGUUUCUGACCAUAACCUAAACAUCUGGUAAGCGGUAAUCAUCCACAUCAACGAUCGUAAUGUCACGCUGGGGAAAAAAUAUUGUUGUCCCACUGGACGUGCUCUGCAAGGGCGAGGAGAAUACCAAUCGACCCACUGUGGCACGUUCCGUAGGCACUGUCGGUAAAUGGGGCAAAAUAGGUUUCACGUCAACGCGUACCUACGCAUUAGCCGCAUUAUCCCCAGCAGUUGCAGCAGCUGCUGCCGCCGCGGCCGCUGCAGUAAGUCCAGCACAGAGUCCAGCGUCUUUGCUAGAUGAUGACAUGUCACCUUCGGUGCCGGAGCCGCCAAAGCCUAAGAAGUUUUUCAAAUCACGCAACAGUGCGCCGCCGGAGGUGAUUGCGCAAAUAAUUCAAAAUAUGCCGAGAACACCGGCAUCGCCAGCCCGUGAAAAUUACUCCGCUGGAACAUCGAAUACAGGUUCCCUCAGCACCCCAGUGCGUGAGCCUAUCAAAUUGAAAAUACCCAAAGCACAUUCAAGUGAACGCAAGAAAAAAUCACCGAAGAAAUCCAGUGCUAAACAAACGGCAGCGCUAAGUGAUGGCAAUGUUAAUGAAGCUGCAACCUCCACAAAACCGGUUAGCGAAACAAAACAAAAAAAGAAGAAAGAGGAGAAAAAAUUAAAACCUGAGGCACCACCAUCUCGUAUAAUUUCCCGUGCACGUAAAGUUGUAAACUAUUGUGAAGAUGACGAGGAUGAACGCAUACCAACUCCUCUUAAAGACAUUAUAUUUCCUAAAAUUAAACCAGCUGUGGCAGAAGAAUCUUCCGUGUCGAUCCCAGAUGAAGGUAAAAAAGAACUUGCGGUGGUGGAGCCGGAUCUGCCGCCACCUGCUACACCCGCGCCUACGUCCGCUGCUAUUAGUUCAAUAUCAAUUGGCAGUGCUACAGCCACCACAGCAGCGGUCGCACCCAUCUUGGCGCCGAAAACGCCUGAGCACCCUCCAAUCGUGCUGAGAAUUUCAAAGGGUACUUCUCGUUUGGUGAGUACAGAUAGUGAAGAGCAACCCGCAAGCAACAACGUCGCCUCUCCGCGUCAACAGCUCGAUACCGAAUUAUCAAAAUCUCGACACGCAUCUACUGAAGAAGUUCCUCCCAUUCAUCUGCCAACGGCAUACAAUACACCAAAGAUUAUUGUAAAGCCGCUCCGGCCGCCAUCACCAGAUCCUGUACUACCACCACCACCACUUCCUGCCCCUCAUACGGCAAGCGUGUCGCUGGCGCCUCAGCAUCAUAACGCUGAAGACCCACCAGAGAUAAACUACUCAACUGUGAAGAUUUCGCCGGAUAAACCGCCAAAAGAACGUUUAAAGUUGAUAAUAAAAACCGACGUGAUACGAAACGCCAUUAAAGCAGCAGAAGCGGCAAAAGCUGCAGCAGCAGCACAGAAAGCAGCUGCCGCCGCAGAGUCAGGUAGUAUUCCCGGCAGUGAGCGCGAAAAGAAAUCGAAAAGUAAAAAACAUAAGCACUUAAAACACGCCGCUUUAGAACAGCUUUCAAAUUCUCUACAAGCAAAUAUUGCUACAACUGGUAGUGAAUUCAAGACACCCUCGCCGCAUUUGGCGUUUAAUGCACACUUAGAGCCACAGCAGCAAUCAGCACUAUUCGGCCGCACUGUUAUUUCACCGCCAGCACUCUCGGAGCGCGACUUUGAUUCGCAAUCCUCGGUUUUAGGUAGCAUUUCCUCGAAAGGUAACAGUACCCCACAACUUCUGGCACAGAUAGCGCAGGAAGAAAGCUGUGUUAUACAUAGUCGUGGAUCUAGCGUUAUAACUAGCGAUCUUGAGACAAGUCAGCAUUCCUCUUUAGUGGCGCCGCCCUCAGAUAUCGAGUCUCGAUUGGAAUCUAUGAUGAUGGACGGUGAAGUUAGUCAACGUGCAACGAAUUUGGUGGAGGAGCCGCUACAAGAAGAUAUUCUGGCCGUGUUACGGGGAGAUGAAAGCCUUCAAUCUACCGUUCCCCCGAAUAAAGAAACCAAUGAGCAGAAAGUUAACGGUGAAAUGGAACAAGAGCAAAUGGAUGUUUCGGAUAAGAACACGGAAAACCAAAGAGAAGAAGUCAACGAAACGGAACAAGAAACUACGGAAAAUCGUCGUGUGACACGAGGUCGUGGCCGUGGAGCUAAAGCGAACAAUGUACAGGAGGAAAAUAUAACCCCAUCUCCACAAAAAAUUCAGCCAGUUACAACAGCUAGAACUCGAGGCCGAAAACCUGUCAUACCUUCGGUUACUGCUGCCAUUGCGGAAGAAUCUAACACAUCAACCAACAAGCGUGCUACCAGGGGGCGGCCGAAGAAGGUACUGCCAACAACCGAAGUCUCCACUCCACCAUCUACAGAACCCAAUGAGUCGCCUGUAAAGGGCUUAAAAGAAUUGGCGAAAGUACCUAUAACAGAGGUUGCAACAAACCAAACAUCCGAUAGUAUUGAGACGCCUGCAAUUGCUGCAGCUCCCGUAACACGCCGAGGUCGUCCGCCCCGUAACAUUAGCAUCAACAAUAAUGUGAGCAGUACCAUUAACAAUAUAAAUAAAAUUGCCGCCAAUUUGUCAGCAAAAGCGGGUGCCGCCGAGGAGGCAGCAGCCGCUGCUACCAGAAGUGGCGCAGCGAGCACAUCACCGCUUACUGCUAGUACGCCACCUGCCGCACGUAGCUAUGGCAGGAAACGUAAAAAUCAACAAGUAACACAAGUGCUACAACCAUCUGCAAAAGAAUUGGAGGAACAGCAAACUGGUCCGCCAAUUAAGUUGGCAAAUAUAGAUUACACAGAUACGGCUGCAGAUAGUGAUUUGAACGUUUGUGUUUCUCCACAACUUACCGCACAACUUCAGAACACAACAUUGACCCCAACAUUGGAUUUGCNUGACACCAACUCAAAUUCCAACUCACUCACCCGCCCUGCUAGCGCAACACCAUCAUCGCCUCCGCGACGUGACUAUAAGGUCAAAGACAAAUUCAAGCGCACACUAACACUAGACAAUCAAGCAAAUUGCAAUGCAGUCGUAGAGUCGCCCACGGCUGGACUCUUAGCCGAACAUGUCGUCUACGGUGUCAGCAAUGAUGCGGGAUCAGGUCCAAAUGGUGAUGAAGAACCACAUCGAGGCUCGGUAAAACUGGUGAUAUCAAAGAAAAAGGGUAGCAUUUUCAAAAGCCGAGCACUUGUCCCACAAGAUCAGACAGAUCAAUCAGCAGCCUCUAAACGACAUCUAUACAAACACAGUUGGGACGCUGAAGCGAACGGCAACACUGUGGAUAACACGAACACCUUGCAACUACAGAAGAACGAGUCAGUUGUACAGCCAGCAGUUACUCGCACUGCUGCAGAUGCUAUUUUCGAUGACUUCAGCGAGGGUCUAAGUCCCGGCGGUAUCUCAAGCGAAAAUAGUCCAGCGCUUGGCAAGUUGACGCGGGUGACAAAGGGAAAUAACGCACAAAUACGCGCUAACAGCCCCUAUGAAAUGGAUAUUGAUGCGCCGGGCGACUCAGUAACCAGCGUGAAAGUGGACCGUAAAGCAAAAGGCUUUUAUACGGUGGUGCGCAAUGUGAAAACGGCGCAUCAAAUACAGGAAAUCGGUGAAUAUCAGGAAAUGGACGAUGACGUUGAGUACAUUUUGGAUGCACUGCAACCGCACAAUCCAACACCAACACGCUGCUUGUCAGCACUACAACUGGCCUCGAAAUGUAUGAUACCCACUUUCCGAAUGCAUGUACGCGCGCAUGGUGUUGUUGCAAAGUUUUUCAAGGCGCUUUCUGACGCAAAUUUAGAUCAGAGUCUAGGUCUAUGUACAUCAGCCAUUAUGUUUAUACUAUCACAAGAGGGUCUAAAUAUGGAUUUGGAUCGGGAUUCGCUGGAAUUAAUGAUGAAUCUGCUCGAAUCGGAGAUUGUUGCUGCACCCUCAGAUCGCGCCAAUUAUGAACGAAAUCGUCAAAAAGUGCGCGAACUGUGUGAGGAAAUCAAAUCUCAAGGCAAAGCUUCCCAUCUUAAUGUGGACACGCUUACAGUUGGUACAUUGGCAAUGGAAACUUUGCUGUCAUUGACGUCCAAACGUGCUGGUGAUUGGUUCAAGGAAGAGCUGCGCUCCCUUGGUGGGCUAGAGCACAUUAUCAAAACUAUUUCGGAUAAUUGUCGGCCAGUAAUCGAGUGUAGCAAUGGUGCCACACACAUUCAUUGGACUCAGUCGCUACUCGACAACAUGCAAACUGUCGAGCGAUGCAUGCGUGUGCUUGAGAAUGUGACCCAACUAAAUGAGGAGAACCAACGGUAUGUGUUGACCUAUAGUCAAGGUGCUGCGGUUCAUACCUUGUGCUCCCUUUUUACACUUUGCGACCGUGAGAUAAUGCGACAUGUUUCGGAUUCGUCGGAGCAAACUGCUAAAGAUAGUCCCGGUGUUGUAAUGCGAGAGCUAUUGUUUCCACUUCUCAAAGUGCUUAUCAAUUUAACGCACACAUUCAAUCCGGCGAAGGCGUUGGGUGCUGAAACGCUUGGCCAACGCAAAUCUGUAAUUGAAACUAGCUUCCGCUUGCUGCUGCAGGCACCCAACUACAUUCCUGAACGUUGUGUCUUUGAGCUGAGUAUUCUGGUGCUGCUGUUGCUUAUCAACCUCACGAUGUAUACGAUACCUAAUCGAGUGGCGAUAAUGAAAGUGAAUGCACCGCCCGAAUACAGUAGCCACCAACACAACAAGGUGACUGCUGUGCAAGCUGUGAUGGAAUAUUUCUACAAGUGCGAGGAAUUAGCCAGAUUGGUCGAAAAGAAUACAGAUGCCAUUUUGGAUAGUACCGAUAAAAACAAAAAGAAACAGGAGGAAGUAGAUGAAACUGUAAAUAACUUGUUGAAGAACUCUGGCCACCAUAUGGAACACACCAUCAAGGGUAGUUAUGCAGCCCUACUAAUUGGUCAUUUAAUCACUGACAAUGAGGAAUAUGAAGCACUAGUGCGUAGAAAUUUACGCGGCAAUGGAUUCAAAGAAAUCGUUAGUGUACUGGAGAAAUAUUACACUUUUAUGGAUUUGACUUGUUCGGAUGCUUCCGCAGUAGCGCACAUUAAAUCGACAAAGAAGUUAAUCGAUUAUUUCAAGAAGCGAGAUUUAGUGCACGAAAUGAAUCAGUCUGAUGAUUGUGCGCUUCCGCUAAAUUUAGAAACGCAUCACGCUUCAACGUCUGCCGCCAAUGCGAAUGCUAAUAUCGGCCUUAUGGGCAAUGGCGACAGCCCCACGAUGACAACAACGCGCAGCGGCACACAACGCGUCUACAAAAGCUACAGUCUAAGAUAAUCACUAGACGAAUUUGAUUUACACGGCAGUAAUAAUUACAGUUGCAGCUUGCUGUAUAUUACUUUUCAUUUAAAAAUGAUAAUUGUAAGCAAUAUUGCUAAAUAUUUUAAAACUAUAUUCCCAUGAAUUGAUUGCAAUUGAAUUAUUUGUAUCUUAAAGGUAUAAAGUUUGUUCUUUUAUACCACAAGUCUAAUUUUUAAGGGUUUUACUGCGCAAUCUUUUAUCAUAUUUAACUUAAUUUUUUAAAUACGCCUGAUUUGGUCUAUAUAUUAAAAAAAAAAAACGUAAAAAUUGUAUGUAUGUAUGUAAGUAGUCAUAAGAUAAACUAAAAGUCAAUCGGUCCUCUUCACAUUAAUGUCGAAAUUCUAAUGAUUUGCUUAGAGUAGGUAUUACCUUAUACUCAUUUAUGUGCAAAAUAAGCGUUUGCUUUAUAUGUUGCUUAUAAGAAAGAGACGAACAAAAAGUUAUAGAUAACACUGAUUGGAUACAUACAUAUAUCUGUGUCUACCUAUCCAAAAUAUAAAGUAAAUAUUUGUAAUUGUAAUUCUAAGCAAUAUUGUAUUUCACUGUAAAUAACUUAGAAAUUGGAUAUUUCCGAUUUAAUUUUAUUUUUUUUUAUGCUGUAACGCACUUAAUGUGUGUUAGGUAUGAAUACAAAUAGACGAUAGCGUUUGUUUUGUUGAAACAUUCGUUUUUUUUUGUGGUUUAAAUUAUGCUGCGCAACUGAAGCAUAUAUAUGUAAUGUUGUAUGUGUGUGCAAAAAUCGAGCGAAGUUUUUCAUGUCAUGCAAAACAAAAAAGGAAAGAAAAUAGAAAAAAAAACGCAAAAUGAACUAAAGUGGGUAAAAUGAAUGAGGUCUGCGAUAGGCGUAACAAUUUAGGCUACAAAAUGUUAACGGAAAUUUAAUAUGUUUUUAAUUUACCAAGUAUAAUAUAAAAAUAUAAAAAAA
Rhagoletis pomonella (apple maggot) is the source of this 7205-nucleotide messenger RNA. RefSeq names its product protein wings apart-like (gene wapl). The transcript has 8 exons. The record is from RefSeq and is a predicted model, not a curated record. Bases 1007 to 6256 code for a protein of 1749 amino acids. Lineage: Eukaryota; Metazoa; Arthropoda; Insecta; Diptera; Tephritidae. Gene Ontology annotation, biological process: regulation of chromosome condensation.